This is a messenger RNA of Mytilus californianus (California mussel), 393 nucleotides long. RefSeq names its product keratin-associated protein 4-3-like. The record is from RefSeq and is a predicted model, not a curated record. Bases 1 to 393 code for a protein of 130 amino acids. The transcript is spliced from 2 exons. NCBI's taxonomy places the organism in Eukaryota, Metazoa, Mollusca, Bivalvia, Mytilida, Mytilidae.
AUGUCUAACAUUAACGAACGACUUAGUUGUAGAAAUAGUUGUUAUUGUGAUAGAAGUAGUUGUAGAAACAGUUGUUGUUGUGAUAGAAGUAGUUGUAGAAACAGUUGUUAUUGUGAUAGAAGUAGUUGUAGAAAUAGUUGUUGUUGUGAUAGAAGUAGUUGUAGAAAUAGUUGUUGUUGUGAUAGAAGUAGUUGUAGAAACAGUUGUUAUUGUGAUAGAAGUAGUUGUAGAAACAGUUGUCGUUGUGAUAGAAGUAGUUGUAGAAACAGUUGUAAUUGUGAUAUAUGUAGUUGUAGAAACAGUUAUUAUUGUGAUAGAAGUAGUUGUAGAAACAGUUGUCAUUGUGAUAGAAGUAGUUGUAGAAACAGUUGUUGUAAAAGUUGUUUGUUGUAG